AUGUCGUCCAUCAAUGCCAUGGACCCCUGGCACGAUUACUUCAACGUGAAGAUGCAAGGGGCCAGCAUCGGUGCCGUCUUCGCUCUGUACAGCGUGGAUAACAUCCUAGCCUGUUUCUUUGUCGCCGCAGCAUGCGACCUGUACGGCCGCCGCUUCGGCAUGGGCUUUGGCUCCGUCUUCAUCAUCAUCGGCACCAUCAUCCAGGCAUGCGCGCAGAACAUCGGCACGUUCAUGGCCGGGAGACUGUUUCUCGGCUUUGGCGUCGCCAUCUCCGUGACUGCUGCGCCGAUUCAACUCGUGGAGAUGGCCUAUCCUUCCUGGCGAGGAGUCUUCUCUGGCCUAUACAACGUAUGUGGCUGGUACUUUGGUUCGCUUGUUUCCACCUGGACCGCCUACGGCACCGGCAGACUCAGCUCCAACUGA
Messenger RNA from Cladophialophora carrionii CBS 160.54, 423 nucleotides. RefSeq lists its product as uncharacterized. NCBI's taxonomy places the organism in Eukaryota, Fungi, Ascomycota, Eurotiomycetes, Chaetothyriales, Herpotrichiellaceae. The transcript is spliced from 2 exons. Gene Ontology annotation, biological process: carbohydrate transport; transmembrane transport. Gene Ontology annotation, molecular function: carbohydrate:proton symporter activity. The record is from RefSeq and is a predicted model, not a curated record. Bases 1 to 423 code for a protein of 140 amino acids. Gene Ontology annotation, cellular component: membrane.